AUGGUCAAGCUGAAUCCAAGGAUAAAGAACGAGAUCCAGAAGCUUUACAAUGCGAACUACGAGGUCAGAAUGAUUGAGGGGAAACAGACCCAGAUGGAGGUCCUGAUCAACGGCCCAGAAGACUCUCCGUACAGUGGCGCCAAGUACAUUGUCAACAUACUCCUUCCAGACAACUAUCCGUUCAAAAGCCCCUCGAUAGGAUUCACGACCAGAAUAUUCCACCCAAAUGUCGACGAGGCAAGCGGAUCGAUAUGCCUUGAUGUCCUAAACCAGAUAUGGUCCCCGAUAUACGACCUCCUCAACAUUGUGGACAUUCUUCUUCCACAGCUCCUGUCCUAUCCCAACGCAGCAGACCCCCUGAACUGCGAGGCUGGCUCGAUGUAUCUGAACAACAGGGAGAAGUACAACGAAGUCGUUAGGAGCUAUGUCAAGAAGUAUGCAAUCCCGGCAACCAAGGAGAAGAUAGAUGUAGAAACAAACAACAAUAUAAGCGAUGAGGAAAGCUUAGGUCUUUAA
Molecule: messenger RNA, 516 nt
Organism: Encephalitozoon cuniculi GB-M1
Lineage: Eukaryota; Fungi; Microsporidia; Unikaryonidae
Product: Ubiquitin-conjugating enzyme E2
Exons: 1
Coding region: 1-516 (171 amino acids)
Biological process (GO): protein polyubiquitination; ubiquitin-dependent protein catabolic process
Cellular component (GO): nucleus
Molecular function (GO): ubiquitin conjugating enzyme activity
Source: RefSeq, marked provisional